This is a messenger RNA of Pseudogymnoascus verrucosus, 910 nucleotides long. RefSeq lists its product as uncharacterized. The transcript has 3 exons. Gene Ontology annotation, cellular component: mitochondrion. Gene Ontology annotation, molecular function: oxidoreductase activity. NCBI's taxonomy places the organism in Eukaryota, Fungi, Ascomycota, Leotiomycetes, Thelebolales, Thelebolaceae. Bases 87 to 515 code for a protein of 142 amino acids. The record is from RefSeq and is a predicted model, not a curated record.
CUACAUAAUACCAUUUAUUUACAACCCACGAACUGUGAGAAACAUUAAAACAAUUAUAACAAUCAAUUGCCAAUAGAUACUUCAAGAUGUUCAGAUUUCGCAAAGGCCUCGACGUGAUUACGCUGUUCCACAGCCCAACUGCCCCAGCUUCGAUGAGAGUCCACAGUCUCUUGAAGCAAGCUUCAGCGGCCGCUGGAGAGACAGCUACAGAGGACCAAGCGAGCGACCACACGCAACAGACAAAGAGCAGCGUUCAGACGGAAUUCGAGCUCAACGUUAUUGAAGACGCCCCGACCCCGGAUCAGCUGAAGAGCAUUCUCGAAUACGUCGGAGAGAAUGGAGCUGGCAAAGUCGUCCAGGGAGCAACGAGUGGGAAGGAUGCCUUCACAAAGUGGAAGAAAGAUAAGGGUAGCUUCCAACGGCCAUUGACGGUCGACUGGAACAACGGAAAGGUGGUGGCAGGUGCAAAUGAAUCGGAGAUCCUGAAAUUGUUGGAAUCGCUGCCAAAGGAAUGAUUUUGAAUUUAGCGUUCCUACACGGGCAUUUCCCGUCUGUCUCUCUCGAUACCUCAAGUGAAGGUGUCAAGAAGUGUGAUUAUAUAGAUUGAUUUGGCCUCGUGGCGGGUUGAUAAAUUUCACUCCACUCUUUCCAGGCUUACGAGCAAAUUAAGUAAAUAGCGAACCCAAGGUGGUUUUGAAUGUGCAGAGUCAAUAUGCUUCUUUCAAUUCUUGGCGGGGACCUGUGGUAGCAGCAGAGAGCGGUUUGUACAGUAUGUUUCAUGAUCAAUAACAACCCCUUAUCAUAUUACCAGCAGUCUCAUUAUCGUAGUUUGUUUGCAUCGUUGGUUAUAUGGGAUUGGAUACUGAUCUGAGAAUGGGUGGCUUCAUACGGACUGCCGUUUUGGAGAGAA